Messenger RNA from Temnothorax curvispinosus, 5181 nucleotides. RefSeq lists its product as uncharacterized. The coding region runs from base 200 to 5011 and encodes 1603 amino acids. The transcript is spliced from 5 exons. Lineage: Eukaryota; Metazoa; Arthropoda; Insecta; Hymenoptera; Formicidae. The record is from RefSeq and is a predicted model, not a curated record. Gene Ontology annotation, molecular function: protein binding.
UAUAAUUUGACGUUUGAACGCGAAGGACGUAACCAAUUGCAUCUAAGUUUGAAUGAUACGCGCGACGUUAAAUAUCUCGGACAAUAACGUUACGGUACCGAUAACACGGCAAUGAUAGAUUAUAUCGUCUAAUAGAAGCUGUUAACGUCGAUUCGAAGAUUGUGGAGGAUUUAGUUUUUAUCCAAGGAUCAAACGGAUCAUGCGCCCGGCGGCCGCGCGAUCAAAUCGAUCGUCCGUACAUCAUCUCAAGUCAUCCCCGAUUUCAAGCCCAUCGACAACGUCGUCCGUUUAUCAUCAUCAUCAGCAGCAGCAGCAACAGCAAAUUCUGUAUGCUCCCGUCAGUAACCCAAUGGUGACUCUCCAACCGUGUGGAACAGCGCUUCAUCCUUCGUGCGUUUAUCCGAACGUUCAGUCUCACGUUGUUUCACCGAAUUCCGCCCAUUUACAUCUCCAAGGUAAGAAUAAUCGAUGGCACACCAAGAACAAGCCGUCUCGCGGUCAGCAAUACUAUCAACAGCAGCAACAGCAACAGCGCCUCUCGUAUAAUCCAAAACCCGUCGUACUCUUUGACCAACCGUCCACCAGCGUUGCACCAAUCCCCCCAUCGACCACAUCCUUCUUAGUAGCCUCAUCCACAUUCACUCAUGCUGGACCAUUGCACAGCGAACAUUACAGUAACAAUCCCGGAGUGACGCAUCUGUUACCGCAGCCUUUCAACUUCAAGCCGCCGGAUGUGCAGGCCCUCUGCUUCAUCCAAGACCGACCGAACAUUCAGCAACAGCAACAACAACAGCAGCAACAGCAACAGCAUCCAUUGCCAAGUUCCUUCUACAAUAUCUCGGCCACAAACACCUGCAGUCUGCAAACCGUCAACGCGAACUCGUCUUUCCCACUUGCCAGCCUCAAUCCUUAUUCCAACCUAGCUAGCUUCAACAACAAUCAAUUCCCAGUAACGGUGCAGUCCUCUCCGUUCUUUUCGAAUCCGCCCGUCGGUGUAGUCCUCGCACCACCGCGAGGAGACAAGCCUUCAUCCGCGUUAGAUUUCGCGCCGUUCAAGCAUAACGCGGACAAGAUAUCGAACGCCCGCGAGUCCCAAGUCGUUCCAACCGGUCAAAGCGAGCAUGGCUGGCCUUCUCAGAUUGAGUUCUCCAAAAGCGACGCGCAAACUGUCGCGGGAAAUAACAGGAGUCUCGAGUCGGCCGAGUGCGCUUUGCAGAAAUCUCUCUCUGUCGUUGCGAAGACGGACGAGGAGCAUUACUCCGACGAGUCCUCGACCAGCUUUGACUUUACCAUCGAGGCCGAGAAGAUGGUCUCCGCUCUGUGCAACACCACAUCUUCGAACGAUUUAGGCAAGGAGGAAUCGAAGCCCGGCAACAAGACUGAUUCCACGACGUUGUUCAAUGGCGCGGGCGACAACAAAGCGAGCUGGUUCGCCGAUUUUUGCUUCGAGUACGAGAACGGGACGUCGAUAGGCGUCCAAACGGACAGUCCGUGCGUCGAUAGAUCGCAGUAUCCAGAACUGAUUCGGAAGACAGCUCACUGGGGAUGCACACAGGCUGAGAUUGUUCUCGAUUCCGACGACUCGCAAACAGACUUCAAACGGUGUUGGUUAACGUGCCUGUCGUCCGCCACCAGGAUGGCAAUCACGAAAUCCUCGACUUGCAUCCCGGUCUUUGCGGGGGAUCGAGUCUUCGCCGACGAUCUCAUAAAUGCCCUUCUGCGCAUCAGCAACGGUUGGUUGAGCCUCGACAACUACCUGAACAAACAACAUUUUCCCAAUUUACUGGACAGAUUAGAUCCCGAGUUAAUCGCGCACUUCCAGACGUGGGAAGAAAGCACGUGCGAAUUACUGAAGCAAAUAGUACGAACGUUCCAGAAGUUCGGCGAAAACAAAGAGACGGGUCAGAAACGCAACGUGACGUCGUCGUUUCCAGGCGACGUGUCGCUUUACACAACCUACGAUCUUUUCGUCCCGUUGUCUUCGAAUUCUUUUUCUCAACAAAAUGCGAUUGGAACAUCCUCGUCGCUGGAGAAACCACGCGGCGCGACGUCGACGUCACUACUGACAAGCGGUCUGCGUAAUUUUCAAUACAACUCCAACUAUCAGCAGGAGCAGCAACCGUUGAAUCCGAAGGAGAGCAAAUUGCGGAGCAAGUGGACAAUCACCGAGAAUUUGUCGUCCGCGAUUAACGCCACAAAAUCCGUGCCGAACGUUUCUGUGUGUCACACCGACAUCGGCGGUCUGGCAAGUCAUAAGCUUCGCACAAAAGACGCAUCAUCAUCCAGGAAGAAUGAUGUCACUCAGAAAUCGUUGAACGCCGAAUUCUGUCAGCUGAGGAGCAAAGUGAUGGAAAGCAGUGCAGACGCAACGAAGGACAGAAGACACGAUUACACACCGGAAGACAAGCUUACGACGGUGCUCGAUAACACCGAGUCAAUACGGCUGCAGCAUCCAGCGAUGAACGCUGUAGCUCCUAUGAGCUACAGUGGAUUAUACGCGCGGAACUGUCUAUCCUUCACGUUUCCUUUGUCCAAUCACCCGGACUCUUCGUAUCCCGCAUCCAAUCCGGGAAUCCCAACGUACGGUGUCGGUUAUCCACUUUCAGGGCCUUAUCCCGGUACCGAUAUCAAUUCGAGAUGCGGCAGGAACUCCGAACAGAUUUACGGAGUUAAAAGCGCGAACGUCAAUCCAAUUUACGUCGGCAGAUCGCAAACGGAUCAACUAGAACUCCCGGCUGUACCCAGGAACAAGAUGACCCUGCUCAGUCAAAUCGAGCCGCGGACAUUCGACAAGGAGUCCGAGGAAAUGGCGGCCAAUUUGUCGGCCUGGUUCGCCAGUAUGCGAAACGCGCAGCCUCCAGCGUCGGCCGCGUCGACCUUCGAGGAGCCGAGGACAAACGAGAACUCGACGCCGCGAUUGUUCGUUCAGGAGACACCCAAGUACUCGAUGGUCAUGGCCAAGCAAACGCAGAUCGACACGAAUCGACAGUUCCAGGCGUUGCAGAAUCUGCCGAAUAUCCAGAGCACUCCCUGGGCCGCCGCCGGCUUUAUCGGCAGUCGUGUCCAUGUGCAACAAUCGCCCGAGGAAUAUGAUAGCUCCGAAGACGUGCGGAUAUACAUGAAACCGGGCAGCUACAACGUGCCGAAAAAGAGACACCAGAGAAGACCCAAUCAUCGUCGAUCGAGCAACAACGCGACGUCUCGCAACGCGCACGCGAGCAGUCAUCGCAGCGUGUGCGGUAACAACGGGAAAGGUGUUACGAUACCAGCAUCGUCGACGCCUCUAUCUCACGCGAGCGCGCCAGCCUUGUUCACUAACAUCAGUAACACCACGCUGAUAAAGACCUCGUUCCCGCCAGCUUCGCAGUUGCCCGUGCCUCUGUUCAACCUCGAGAACUCACCUAGGAUCCUGAAGCGCACGGAAUCUCUAUCGCUGGACGCGCGUCAGGACGUCACCUGGAAAGCGGCAUGCGCCUCAGCCGAGAUACUUCUCGAGGCCCUCAACAUAAAGGAUUGCAGCGAUACGUGCAAAAACGUCGAGUGCAACGACGGCAGCGGCAAGAGGGAGGAUAAGAAUGAAGAAAAUGUUGAAGUCUUGGCAAUGACGUCGCAGCGGAGCGAUCCGAAAUCAAUGAAGCAUGAUAAUGUUGACCGUGCGUCUUCGUAUGAAGCCUCGGAGGAUGACUCGGGGUCCACGUGCAGAUUAUCGCGUAGCGCGAGCAUAAUAUCGGUAUCCCAGUCCCGCGAGGAUGUGAAUGCUCUCGAUAUCAAGACCAACGUGAAAACGGAUUCCUGGCUGAUCAGGACUCUCAAUAACGCGAGUAUCGUCGGCAAGCAGAAGCGAAGACGUGAGGACGAUGUCGAUCGACGAAGCUCGGAGUCUUCGAACAGCUCGGAAAUUGUUGACGUAAAACCGGAGCGGCUCGCAUCGUCGUCGACCGCGGAUGUAACGUCACCCGCAGAUACAAAGACUCGCGCGACGAUCAUCAACAGCGAGUAUCCAGCGAUAUUUUCUCGCGAACACGUAUCUAAUCCCUUCGCGAACAAAGACGAAACGCCGACAAAAGAAUUGGAAAAUCACGUCGGCAGAGCCACGUACUCUGAAACGGUACGAAGAUCUAUGAAAACGAGCAACCUACACCUGGAGAAGAAAGAGCCGGUCAAGUCGUGCGCGACCAAUUCACCGGUGACCGCCGUAAUACCAAUUCCUGGCCGCAAGUGCCAGAGGAAAGACCCCGUGCAAUCCUACCAGCUUCUGCACAAAUCGCGAAAGUCAGCCGACAAGAAAACAGCGAGAAAUGCAGAGAGCAACGAUCUCCAAUUGGAGGAAGGAGCGUGCGCGAAAGUCGGCGAUGUCAAGUCGAACAACAUAACGAAAUCGUCAGCUAUCACAAAAACGAAUCACGGCAGGAAGAAGGAUUCGGAACACUUGGAGGGCAAGCGCGCCAGCAAAUCGAGCGAUCGUGGCUGGUCGGUGUGGUGCAGCUCCAAGAGGAAACAGAAUCUCAGCCCUCUGACAUUUAACAAGUUGGAGACGAUUCGUCGAACUAUCUGGCAGAUGGACGAGGCGAAGGUCUUAAAGUAUCCGCUCUCGUGCGACAAUAAGAAUGGCCAGUCUUCAUCCACUUUAAUGAUGGAAGAUUAUUGCAAGAUCGUUAAGAGUCCGAUGUUUCUCGAGAUCGUCGAGUACAAGUUGAAGAACCGGCUUUAUCAUAAAGUCGAACACGCUGUAAAAGAUUUCCGUCGCAUUAUUAACAACGCGAGAUUAUAUUAUCAGGACGACGAUGAACGAACGAGAAAGAUUGAGGUGCUCUCGAAGAAAUUGGAAGACUUACUCGAGGAACAUUUCGGCAAUUUGGACUUUGACAAUAUUACCGGCAGUCCGAGAGAAGAUUCAUCGACCCAGCUGCGACUUAAGACAUCUGGACAGAAAUCGAUCGCGGGACGCUGCGAUAGCACGAAGAAAAGUGUUUCUUCGUCGAUUAUCGUGGAGGAUUCUUCGCUCCACUGACCGUUAUAACUUCUCGUCGAAAUGAAAACUCCAAAUCGAACUAUUGCAACGAAACUAUUAGAGAAACUAACGUUCUUUACAGGGCAUUGUGUGUAAUAACUUCUUUCUAGUCACGAGCCAUUUCGUACGGUUAAUGAUGUCGUAGGUGUUUUCUUUUUUUUUCCGUUCUC